AUGAAUGUAUUCAAAAAGCCAAUUAUACGCGUCAACAAUAAUAGUACCUCAUCAAAGAGCAAUCACCUGACCGCAUCUAAGAAACAGCGAGAAGAAGGCUCUUUGCCUACUUUAUUCACAAUCACACCGCAACAACAGCGACAGAAAUUCGAUGAAUUGAAUGAAGUUGAAUCGAAUAGGAUUGUUGAGGGGUUAAAUAACCCCACUGAAUCGAUUUGGUCACUUUCUGCAUCCAUAUUGAAAACAAACAAAAACCGAAACCGGUAUUCCAAUGUUAUGCCAUGGAAUGAAACCAGGGUCAAGUUACCAGUCAAGAACGAAGCAACUUAUUCCGAUUACAUCAAUGCAUCGCAUAUAAAAUUACAAAUUAAAGGUGACACAUUGAUCAAUAGAUACAUUGCAUGUCAAGGGCCGUUGGAAUCAACAAGAAAUCACUUUUGGUCAAUGUGCUUUAAUGAACUGGAGAAACAAGGAAAUGAAGUUGUCAUCAUUGCCAUGGUUACACCACUAACCGAACAAGGAAUGGUGAAAUGUGAUAAAUACUGGCCUGAGUUGGGUGAAACUUGGCAAUUCUCUCAGAAAAAUAUUGAAGAUGGUAUCGUGUUGGAGGAAUUAACAAUCAAGAAUGUGAAUGAAACUUAUGAUGCCAAUGAAGACUACUUGUUGACAGAGUUUGAGCUCAAAUCAGGAACAAAGACAAAAAAGGUUUACCAUUUCUAUUAUUAUAAAUGGGCUGAUGCUAAAGUCCCACAUUCAAUCACACCAUUGGCCAAUCUAUCUCGCCAUAUAAACGAAGUUAAGCAAGCAACUACAAGUCUGCCAGAAAACCAAGCAGUUCCCAUAAUUCAUUGUUCUGCUGGAGUUGGAAGGUCGGGUACUUUUAUGGUUUAUGAUCAUUUGUUUCGAGAUAAGGACAAGUUUCGUACUAUUCUUGACAGCAAUCCAACAAAAGAUUUAGUAUACAAGGCUGUUUUCCAGUUGAGAACACAGCGGAUGAUGAUGGUUCAAACUGUUUACCAAUAUCAGUUCUUGUAUGACGUGGCCAAGGAAAUCUAUUAUGAGGAGAAAUGA
This is a messenger RNA of Lodderomyces margitis, 1071 nucleotides long. RefSeq names its product tyrosine protein phosphatase (gene PTP1). Gene Ontology annotation, biological process: protein dephosphorylation. The record is from RefSeq and is a predicted model, not a curated record. Lineage: Eukaryota; Fungi; Ascomycota; Pichiomycetes; Serinales; Debaryomycetaceae. The transcript has a single exon. Gene Ontology annotation, molecular function: protein tyrosine phosphatase activity. Bases 1 to 1071 code for a protein of 356 amino acids.